This is a messenger RNA of Hippopotamus amphibius kiboko, 942 nucleotides long. Its product is annotated as olfactory receptor 7G2-like. The transcript has a single exon. Gene Ontology annotation, cellular component: membrane. Gene Ontology annotation, biological process: G protein-coupled receptor signaling pathway. The coding region runs from base 4 to 942 and encodes 312 amino acids. The record is from RefSeq and is a predicted model, not a curated record. NCBI's taxonomy places the organism in Eukaryota, Metazoa, Chordata, Mammalia, Artiodactyla, Hippopotamidae. Gene Ontology annotation, molecular function: G protein-coupled receptor activity; olfactory receptor activity.
AAUAUGGAACUCAGAAACCAAACAGAUGUUUCAGAAUUUCUUCUCAUGAGACUGACAGAGGAUUCAGAACUGGAGACCACCUUCUUCAAACUGUUCCUGUCCAUGUACUUGGUUACUGUCCUGGGAAACCUGCUCAUCAUCCUGGCUGUCAUCUCUGACUCUCACCUCCACACUCCCAUGUACUUUUUUCUCUCCAAUCUGUCCUUUACUGACAUCUGUUUAAGCACAACCAUGAUCCCAAAGAUCCUGGUGAACAUCCAAGCACAGAAUCCGAGCAUCACGUACAGAGGCUGCAUCACCCAGAUCUGCUUUGUUCUGACUUUUGUUUGUUGGGGAAAUUUUCUGCUUUUAGUAAUGGCCUAUGAUCGCUAUGUGGCUAUUUGUCACCCACUGAGAUACACAGUCAUCAUGAACCCCCGCCUCUGCUUCCAGCUGAUUCUACUCUCCUUGUUCAUUAGCAUUGCAGAUGCCCUGCUCCACAGUCUGAUGGCAUUGAGGCUGUCCUUUUGCACAGACCUCGGAAUCCCCCUCUUCUUCUGUGAAGUUGUUCAGGUCAUCAAACUUGCAUGUUCUGAUACCCUCAUCAAUAACAUCUUGAUAUAUUUUGCAGCUAGCGUGUUUGCUGGUAUUCCCCUUUUGGGGAUCGUUUUCUCUUAUAUUCAAAUUGUUUCCUCCAUUUUGAAAAUGCCAUCAUCAGGCAGAAAGUAUAAAGCUUUUUCUACCAGUGGGUCUCACCUCUCAGUUGUGUCCUUGUUCUAUGGGACAGCUUUUGGGGUGUACAUUAGUUCCGCAGUUAUUGACUCUUCCAGGAAGACUGCAGUGGCUUCACUGAUGUACACUGUGGUCACUCCCAUGAUGAACCCCUUCAUCUACAGCCUGAGGAACAGAGACAUGAAGGGCGCUUUGAGGAAACUCAUUGGCAGGGUACUUUCUUUUCUGUGA